Messenger RNA from Thamnophis elegans (Western terrestrial garter snake), 1987 nucleotides. It is a transcript of the gene USF1, whose product is annotated as upstream transcription factor 1. The transcript is spliced from 11 exons. The coding region runs from base 219 to 1148 and encodes 309 amino acids. The record is from RefSeq and is a predicted model, not a curated record. Lineage: Eukaryota; Metazoa; Chordata; Lepidosauria; Squamata; Natricidae. Gene Ontology annotation, molecular function: DNA-binding transcription factor activity, RNA polymerase II-specific; protein dimerization activity; RNA polymerase II cis-regulatory region sequence-specific DNA binding. Gene Ontology annotation, biological process: regulation of transcription by RNA polymerase II.
GGGCCCCGCUGUCCGUGAGGGGAAGAAGGCGGAAGUUGCGGGAGAGAGGAAGGCGGGCGGGCGGGCGUUCGCGGUGCGCGCAUGCGCCGAUCUUCAUGGAGCGCCGAGGGGCUCCGAGGGACGGAGGGCGGCCCAGGUUUUGGGUGAAGUAACUCUGAAGGAGGAGUAGGGAAACGACGUCCAGGGUGAGGUUUUCUGAUGCAUAACCGACUAAAGAAAUGAAGGGCAGGCAGCAGAAAACGUCAGAGACAGAAGAGGGAACAGUUCAAAUCCAGGAAGGAGCAGUAGCGACAGGUGAAGAUCCCACCAGCGUGGCCAUUGCGAGCAUCCAGUCGGCGGCCACCUUUUCAGACCCUAACAUCAAAUAUGUCUUCCGAGCAGAGAAUGGAGGCACUCAGCUGAUGUACAGAGUCAUACAGGUGGCCGAGGGGCAGCUGGAUGGGCAGACGGAGGGCAGCGGGGCCAUCAGCGGCUACCCUGCAACGCAGUCCAUGACCCAGGCUGUCAUCCAAGGAGCGUUUACGAGUGAAGAUGCCGUCGACUCUGAAGCUGCGGCCACCGAGACCCACUACACCUAUUACCCGGCCACCGUGGCCGACACCAGCACCUCUGCCGGAGCAGGGACGACUGCCGUGGUCACCACGCAGAACUCGGAUGCCCUUCUGGGACAAGCUACGCCCACCGGCACAGGCCAGUUUUUCGUCAUGAUGUCACCCCAGGAGGUGCUACAGAGUGGAACCCAGCGGUCAAUUGCGCCUCGGACUCACCCUUAUUCCCCGAAGUCAGAAGCUCCACGGACAACGCGGGACGAGAAGCGUCGGGCACAGCACAACGAAGUGGAACGCCGGCGCAGAGACAAGAUCAACAAUUGGAUUGUGCAGCUGUCCAAGAUCAUUCCGGACUGUUCGAUGGAGAACACCAAAUCUGGACAGAGCAAAGGAGGGAUCCUCUCCAAAGCUUGCGACUACAUUCAGGAAUUAAGACAGAAUAACAUCCGUCUUUCCGAGGAACUGCAGGGCCUGGACCAGCUCCAGGUGGAUAACGGAGUCUUGCGACAACAGGUCGAGGAUCUGAAGAAUAAAAACCUGAUUUUGCGAGCGCAGCUCCGACAGCACGGCGUGGAGGUGAUCAUCAAGGAAUCCCACUGAACGAACACCCACCUACCGGCAGGGAGGGCCUCGCUCAAGACACGGACACCCACCGCCCCCCCCUCUCUCGGGCACAGCAGGAAGCCGCGAUGCCCAGCUGCACCGGUGCUUCCAAGCCUUCCCUCCUCCCCCUCUUCUCUCUCUCUCUGGCGCCGGAUCGGAAUGCCGCAUCCCCUUCCUCGGGGCCAGGACUUGGCUGAGGACGUUCGACUUUGCCCUUCUGGGCUCAGCCUUUGGCUUGGCCCUUCGAUCUCUACAAAUGUACUGUUGGUUUGUAGGACCCUAAAAUGAUCCCUCCUCUCCCCCCUCUCCAAGUUGUGUUGACUCUCUCCCAGCCCUGCCAUUUUUGCUGAGCAUUGCCGCCCCCUCGCGCGCUUCCCCGGACGCCCCCUUGCAUGCAACCUCACGUAGUUCCCUUCCAGAGUCCCCUCCUCCCACCCGUGGCACAGAGGCCUCUGGGGAUCGUCCCCCCGCCCCUUCCCGGGCUCUGCUCCCGCCAAGCAAGGGGGGUGGCGCUCUAGGCAGCCCCUCCUGCUUGCCUCCAUUAGCCCAGCCUUCCUUCUCUCCUUGGAUAUGGACUCCGGGAAGGCCGAUGCUCAACGCGCGUUUCCUCAUUGCAGAAAAGACGCGACUUUGCUCGCGGCGCAGAGUGCCAAGGACCGGAGCUGGUGCCGAGCGGUCACUGUCUUCCUCUCUCGAAGAUGAUGCAUCUAACGAUCAGCAUAGUAGUUCUCUCUCUCUCUUUUUCCAUAUAUAUAUAUAUAUAUAUAUAUAUCCUGCGUUUUGGAUGAGAACAACAAAAAAAGGAACCUAAUUAAAAAACUGCCUUGCUGGGUUGA